Coregonus clupeaformis (lake whitefish) is the source of this 4660-nucleotide messenger RNA. RefSeq names its product kelch domain-containing protein 10. Gene Ontology annotation, molecular function: protein binding. The record is from RefSeq and is a predicted model, not a curated record. Gene Ontology annotation, biological process: positive regulation of stress-activated MAPK cascade. Lineage: Eukaryota; Metazoa; Chordata; Actinopteri; Salmoniformes; Salmonidae. The coding region runs from base 2235 to 2735 and encodes 166 amino acids. The transcript has 3 exons.
CUGGCGUGAACGACGCUGCAAAUUGACGUGAAUGGAUGAUGUUUUGGUCCGUCGUAUCGCAGUCUGUUGCCACAUUAUUUAAAUUCAUUAACGUUUUUUUAUUUACUGUUCUUAGAUACUUUUAAUUGUCCUCUGUCCUCUGCUGAAGACGGUGAAUGUAGUUGCGGCUUGAAUCAGCUCAACAAAUUCGAGAAACUGUCCGGGAGUCCUCCCAUCAGAGACUUAAAUUUGUAAACAAACACUGCACUGUAUUCUAACGUUAGCUGUUAGCCAUGUAGAAGUAACGUUACCUAGCUAUAAUUAGUUAGCUGCCGAGCAAUCUAAAUAGCUAGCUUUAUUGGUUAGGGAAGGCAGCUCUUCGAAUUACAAUGUUCGAGACAGACGAUUAACUUUAGCUUUGACUGUGACCAAGUAGUUUAUGCAGGUAACUAACUUUAGUUCAGCUUGCUACGGAAGCCAGUUGUCAACUGUCAUGGAAAUUAGAUGGCUAAUGUUGGGCAGCAAACAUUUUUCCUCAGUACAAUGCGUUGCCAGUCAUUUUUAUUUGUACUACUGAAUUUGUUGAGUAGAUCUUAAUAUAUAUCCAUAAGAAAUACUGCAGUGUUUACCAAUCAGUGGUAACCACAGUUUUCAAACUCAGAUUAAAGAUGGGAAAAGUAUCUGUGACUCAAGAGUGAUAGAUGGGGUUUCCCCUCCAGGUUCUGAGGGGCUGGUGUGUGACAGCCACUUAUGAGGUAGCUACAAUAGUUGCACAAGCUGGUCAUGCUGAGUUUAUAAUAUAAAUAUAAUAUAAUAUAAUAUAAUUCUCUCUCAGGGUAGCUAUCAGUGUGUGUUUGUCAUUCAACAAUACCCAAUGGACAAGCCACUUGUCUAGCCUAGUUGGUUAGACACUCAGCAAGCUUGAACUGAACUCUGCAAUGUAGAAAAUAGUAAAAAUAAAGAAAAACCCUUGAAUGAGUAGGUGUUCUAAAACUUUUGACCGGUAGUGUACACUCAAAGGCCAUUACUCAAAUUUGUAUAUAGGCUAGACCAAUUAUGUACCAAAGACCUCGUAAAUCAGUUUUGUUUUAUGUUUUUUUUACCAUGCAUGAUAUGCGGUAGGCUUUGUAUUGUAUAACGGCACAAUCAUAAUUUUAAUUCCGUUUUUUUCAUCUUCAGGCUUGGGCUCAUAAGCCUAUGCAUAAGCUCUAAUUAUGCUUAUGGGAGUUUUGAAUUAAUAAUCGCCUUAGAAAGCGCUGUCCAUUUCGUUGUGUUAGUCUUUGAAACAAAAACCAUGUUUUACACUGUUUCAACCUGCUGUUGAACUACUUUCUUCAAAUUGAUCAUCACAGUGAGUUUUAAAAGUAAGACAGGCCUACUGUUUUGAUGAUGAGUGUUUGAUGGGAUUUUCAAUUGCAUUUGCAUUGAUGUCAGAGUGGUUAGAGGGACAAUAGAGCACUGAGUACCAGGUCAUUGAAGACCUGAUGGUCGUUAGUGAGUUGGGUAUUACCAAAGCAUGUCCAGAGUGCAUAAAAGGAGAUUACUGUGAACGGUCAUGUGGAAUUUUACUUCAGUCAUGACUCAUAAUUGCCGAUAAUAUGGUCACCGCAACAUCCCUAACGUCUUGUCUCAGAUCUGCGGGACAAAGGCCCAAAAUGCGUGACUGUCCUACACAAUCCAGGACGUGGUCACCCUACGACUGUAACAAAUCGCCUAAUUCUAAACCCUUGGCUUGACAUUUAGGGGGGUUUCCUAACAACCAUGUCCUCUCUCCUACCUCCGUCCUGCAGGCGAUGGCCAUCAUUAAUGGCUACCUGUAUGUGUUUGGAGGGACGACAGGCUACGUUUACAGCACAGACCUGCACAGGCUGGACCUGACCACAAGGGAGUGGACCCACCUCAAGCCCAACACCCCCCACUACAGACCUGCCCGAGGAGCGGUACAGACAUUAGUUGGCUCAUGAUGGACAGAGAAUAUACAUCCUAGGAGGCGGGACUUCCUGGACAUCAUAUCCCCUAGACAAGGUACAGUACAGGAGGAGUGAAUGCUGAUGGUUGUUUUUACUGACAUUGUUUAACAUGGGGUUUACAUUCUGUUCCCCCCCCCCACCUCAGAUAUAUGCCUACAACCUAGAGAAUAACUCCUGAGAGGAGAUUGUCACCAAACCUCAUGAAAACAUUGGUUGGUUGCAUAAGUGUGUGUGUGUGUGUGUGUGUGUGUGUGUGUGUGUGUGUGUACACAGAUCAGUAAACAGAUGGGUGUCCUGUUCUUGUUGUCAGGGUAUCCUGCCGCACGGCGAUGUCACAGCUCUGUCCAGGUCAGGCAGGGUAAUAACUUUACAUCUCAGUUUAAUAGGAAUCAGCUGUGUGUCCAGGCUAUGGACUGGGAGUCAGUGUUCAAUCUGCUCUUCCUCCCCCCACAGAGGUGUUUCUAUGUGGGGGUUACAAUGGAAGGUCUGCAGGUUGACCACUGGAAGGUCAACCUGCAGACCUUCCAGUGGACCAAGCUGCUCAGUGUCAUGCCUGAGCCUGCUUACUUCCACUGUGCUGCAGUCACACCGGCUGGCUGUAUGUAUGUGCAUGGUGGGGUGGAGAACAGGAGAACUGGGUCUCUGUCUGUGUGGCUGGUGGUGCCCAGCCUGCUGGAGAUAACCUGGGAGAAACUGCUCAAGGCCUUCCGUCAUCUGGCCCAGCUCUCCCCCCAACAGCUACUCGGCCUGGGCCUCACACACACCCUCAUCCAGCGCCUCAAGUAGACCACCAGGGGCUCACUGGGGAACAGGUCAAAGGUCAAAGCAAGGACAGGGGUGAAGGGUGCUGGAUUUAGGAUGGAACUGAGUUGACCCCCUUUGCUGCCACCAAUGAGCAGAGAGACUGAAUGGCCAACAGACCAAUGAACAGGUGUAUUGGCAUGUGAGAAUGGACUCAAGGAAGAGAACUGAUGUACAAUGGAUGUAACGUCAGGUCAUCAUCAAAAACCAAAACAUUGGAUGCCUUUUUUUAUGAUGUUUUAAUGGGUUUGAAAUGCCAGGUGGAAUGUUUUGCUGAGUCCCUUUUGACCUGGUUUAUUUCAGGAUGGAUUUGCCUUAAUCUUUCAGAAGCCAUUGGUCGACUAGGAGACAGUGGAGAUUUAGUAGAUAUUGGAGAUCACUGAAUGCUGUUGAUUUAUUUAUUUAUAUGUUUGCAUGCAGCUGACGACACUCUUACCCAUUCUAUUCAGUAGUGUGUCAAGGCACUCUAAAACUACUCAUUAUGUCCACUUUGCCCAGUGGGAACCAGACAUAGGACAUGAUGCUCACAGACAGACAUGGUGUCUUGUUGUUUUCAAUUGUUUUCUGCCCACUGGUACAGAAACAUCUAUAACAUGUACAGACAGCUGCUGCUAUGUCCACUGUGACACACUGACAGGUCUAAUACCAAUAGGAAUGUCUUAAUAGGUCUCAUUUAGCAGGCUGGCGGGGCAAGGGACUGAUUUUAGGACAGAUCUUGUUCUGUAUUGCUCACCUCUUGAGCCAGUUUGAUGAAGUGAACCCUCUGACAUCACUGUGAUUCUCUAGUGCCUCUGUAGUCUUACAACUCCUAGUCUUACAGAAGCAAUGAUCUCACACACACACACACACAGGGUGCUGUGUGAAACUGUACUCUAUCUCCAAAGUGAAACUAAGCGCAUGCCAUUUUAUUUCAUUGUGCCUUUUUAAAUGACUUAUCAAAUGUCACAAACUGUAUUGGUUGUAGUGAAUUCUCUCCUUUUACCAAGCUUUUAAUUUGUGCCCCUGAAGUAUGGUUUUUAACUUUACUCCUAGUCACUGAAAAUAAGGAAAUGUCCAAAUAGCCCUCCACCAGUCUCUGUGCCCCAUGCUCUACUAAUAUGAGUCAUUGACUAACUUGUCUUUUUAAGGUUAUCCUCCUUCCACAUAUUCUGUUUACUGACAUUUGGUCAAACCCUUCUGUCCACCACAGGUUUCAUUGUUUGGGUGUCCGAAUGUCUAUCACACACAGUGAAGCCUUAACUUGUGAAUUUGGUUGGAUAUACUUUUUAUUUAGACUGACAAAAAAAAGUGUCAAGGGUCAUUUUAACAUUAAACCAAACCGGAGAUGUAUCUGUUGCAAAAAACAAUGACAACAUGACUGCCUUUCACUUUUCAACAAUGUUGGGUUUAAUCUCUGUUUAUUUAAUAUCCCACACUCAUGUUCCCUGUCAGUUAGACUGGUAGAAUGUAACUCACCUGUCAAUUCUAUGUGGAUUCUCCUUUAGUUUCUGCACAGAACACGGGUGUUCAGUCUGAAAUCUAGCCCAAACCUCUUAUAGUAGAUCUGGAAGAUUAGGUUUACCUUCUUCCACUAUGUUGCUUCCCCCUACCUAACUCUUAGGAUCACAAGAAGUGUCAAGGGGUACUGGCUAAUGGUUGAUUUUUGCACUGGGAAAUGUGACUUUACUAGAACUAUACUUUUUGGGAAACUGGGCUUCUGUAUGAGAAACUAUGCAUCCACCAGUCUGUAUCGUUUAGUUUUUUUGGAAAUCUAUGGAUAUAAUGGAUUUUAGAACUCUUUGCAUUUCAGUCUGUGCAUGAAGUCACUUUACACAUUGUUGUACUGAAUGUGGAUGGAAAAACUGACUCUGCACAAUUAAAGGUUUUGUAAUUUCAUUGUUUGGAUCACUAAAUGUACUGUAAGCAGUUAA